Molecule: messenger RNA, 3586 nt
Organism: Habropoda laboriosa
Lineage: Eukaryota; Metazoa; Arthropoda; Insecta; Hymenoptera; Apidae
Gene: shi
Product: dynamin
Exons: 15
Coding region: 292-2946 (884 amino acids)
Biological process (GO): receptor-mediated endocytosis
Cellular component (GO): plasma membrane; cytoplasm; synapse
Molecular function (GO): GTP binding; microtubule binding; GTPase activity
Source: RefSeq, a predicted model, not a curated record
UGGCCGUGGAAGUUCGUAGCGUGACUUUCUCGUAGUAGGCCAGUGCUUGACAUCUUUCAUUUGUGGUCUGUGUGCAAUCGCAAUUUUGGAAAAAUGCGGUGAAAUUUGAUGUACAGCGACGUGCUUCCGCGAAAUCGGCCAUUUUGGUAGUGCGUGUUUCACGAAAACGGAUAGGAUCAUCUCUGGCAGCUACCCUUGACGGUUGUGCGUGGAAGUGGUGGCAGCUCGGUGUCACCCACAGGACACAGCCGUAAAACUGAAAACGAUCGUGUUCCUGGGCCAGUGAUCAAAAUGGCAGGAAACGUGGGUAUGGAACAAUUAAUCCCGAUUGUGAACAAGCUGCAGGAUGCGUUCACACAACUUGGGGUGCACAUGCAACUCGAUCUACCACAGAUCGCGGUAGUAGGUGGUCAGAGUGCAGGAAAAAGUUCCGUUCUUGAGAACUUCGUUGGAAAUCAUAUGAAAUUAUUCACAAUAUUUAUAUCUGAGAAAGAAAACUUUCAUAAAUUAUUAAUUAAUUAUUUCUUCCUUGUAGAAAAUGCUGAAUUUCUCCAUUGUAAAGGCAAAAAGUUUGUGGAUUUUGAUGAAGUACGGAAGGAAAUCGAAGCAGAAACAGACAGAGUUACAGGCAGUAAUAAGGGUAUUUCUAAUAUACCAAUAAAUUUAAGAGUGUAUUCACCUAAUGUUUUAAAUUUGACAUUGAUUGAUUUACCUGGCCUCACAAAAGUACCAAUUGGAGAUCAACCUGUAGACAUAGAAAGUCAAAUUAAAGCUAUGAUUUUUCAAUUCAUAAAAAGAGAAAAUUGUCUUAUAUUGGCAGUAACUCCAGCAAACACUGAUUUAGCAAAUAGUGAUGCUCUUAAACUUGCCAAAGAAGUAGAUCCUCAAGGUGUUCGUACAAUUGGUGUUAUUACUAAAUUGGAUCUUAUGGAUGAUGGUACUGAUGCAAGAGAUAUUUUGGAAAACAAAUUGCUACCCCUAAGACGAGGUUAUAUAGGUGUUGUUAACAGAAGUCAAAAAGAUAUAGAAGGACGAAAAGAUAUAAAAAAUGCUCUAGCAGCUGAAAGGAAAUUUUUCCUAAGCCAUCCAUCUUAUCGGCAUCUAGCAGAUAGAUUAGGAACACCAUAUUUGCAACGUGUUUUGAAUCAACAAUUAACAAAUCAUAUCAGGGAUACUUUACCAGCAUUAAGAGAUAGAUUACAAAAACAGUUGCUUACAUUGGAAAAAGAUGUAGAACAAUACAAACAUCUCAGACCUGAUGAUCCUGCCAUAAAAACUAAAGCUAUGUUACAGAUGAUACAACAACUUCAGUCAGAUUUUGAAAGGACCAUAGAAGGUUCAGGAUCUGCACAAAUCAACACAAAUGAGCUUAGUGGAGGUGCUAAAAUAAAUAGAUUAUUCCAUGAACGUUUUCCGUUUGAAAUAGUUAAAAUGGAAUUUGAUGAAAAAGAAUUAAGAAGAGAAAUUGCUUUUGCCAUCAGAAAUAUUCAUGGUAUCAGGGUAGGCUUGUUUACUCCUGAUAUGGCCUUUGAGGCAAUAGUCAAGAAACAAAUAAAUAGACUCAAAGAACCUAGUCUAAAAUGUGUGGACCUAGUUGUACAAGAACUCAGUAAUGUUGUACGCAUUUGUACUGAUAGGAUGUCACGUUAUCCUAGAUUGAGAGAAGAAACGGAACGUAUUAUAACUACUCAUGUUAGACAACGCGAACAGAUGUGCAAGGAACAGUUGAUACUCUUGGUUGAUUGUGAACUUGCAUACAUGAACACAAAUCAUGAAGAUUUUAUUGGUUUUGCCAAUGCACAACAAUCUUCCGAAAAUGCUGUUAAGUCUGGUCGUCAUACUUUAGGCAAUCAAGUAAUACGCAAAGGGUACAUGUGCAUCCACAAUCUCGGUAUAAUGAAGGGUGGUUCAAGAGAUUAUUGGUUUGUCCUAACAUCAGAGAGCAUUUCUUGGUACAAAGAUGAAGAAGAACGUGAGAAGAAGUACAUGCUGCCUUUAGAUGGAUUGAAAUUACGCGAUUUGGAACAAGGAUUCAUGUCUCGACGUCAUUUAUUUGCUUUAUUCAAUCCGGAAGGAAGAAAUGUUUAUAAGGAUUAUAAACAGCUUGAACUGAGUUGUGAAACACAGGAUGAUGUGGAUUCAUGGAAAGCUUCUUUCCUCAGGGCUGGUGUAUAUCCCGAAAAGUCAACGGAGCAAACAAAUGGUGAAGGAGAGGGUGGAUCGGAAGCUCAGUCAUCAAUGGAUCCUCAGCUUGAACGACAAGUAGAGACUAUUAGGAAUCUAGUGGAUUCAUACAUGAAAAUUGUUACGAAAACAACUCGCGAUUUGGUUCCAAAGACAAUUAUGCAUUUGAUUAUCAAUAAUGCAAAGGACUUCAUUAAUGGAGAGUUGUUGGCACAUUUGUAUGCAAGUGGUGAUCAGGCAUCAAUGAUGGAGGAAUCGCCUGAAGAAGCACAAAAACGAGAGGAAAUGUUACGCAUGUAUCAUGCAUGCAAAGAGGCACUUCGUAUUAUUGGAGAUGUUUCGAUGGCGACCGUCUCCACUCCAGUGCCACCGCCUGUGAAAAAUGAUUGGUUGGCGUCUGGUGAAAAUCCAAGGUUAUCCCCACCAUCACCUGGUGGACCAAGACGUGGAGUGACACAGCCACCACCUCUUUCUAGCUCCCGAGCUCCUCCUCCGGUUCCGACGGGUGGUCGACCAGCUCCGGCUAUUCCUAAUCGACCUGGACCUGGUGGACCUCCGCCGGUCCGUGCUACACCUGGCCUACCUCCUCCUCUAAUACCAUCUCGUGGGGGUGGUCUUCAGCAGAGGGUGACUCAAGCUGCGACGCAGGCCGCUGCAAAUGCCGCCGUCAACGAGCUGAUGGAUGCAUUCAAGAUCAAGCGUCCCGUACCCAAUAUUCCUCCCCGAAUUCCCGACAGACCGUACUACGGCCGAUUAAACUGAGCUAGUCCAUGGAAAGCACACGACACCUGUGCACAUCCACGCCCGAGAGAGUAUUCGAAGAGAGUUUCGUUCUGAAACGAGCCGAUGACUUGGACAUGAAAACGAGUUCAGGACGGAGAGAGCUGGUGAGGCGGUCACCCAACGAAAUAGUAAAAUGUGGGUUGAAGGGUGAGAAAAAGAAAGAGAAUCCGGGGGUGAGAAAACCUCUCCAGGAGUAGAACGCGUCCUUUCUAAGAUCUGUGCCUUCCUUUAACAAAAAAAAUCUCCGCAAACGCACAAAUUCCUGUCGUCUUCUUCGCUUCCACGAGAAGAGAAACAUGGAGAAAAAAAAAAGAAGAAAGGGUAUCGGAGGGACGCGAUCGAUGAUGGAGCAGGAGGAACAAGGCUGUGCCCAAAAAAUAAAACAAAACUAAAGAGAAAGAGGGACCAAAAAAAACGAACAAAAUCAGGCCCAGCAAACACACGCAAAAGGAAGAUGGUGGUCUGCUAGAGACUGUUUAUUACUCGAUGGUUCAACAGCCGGAGAAUCGUAUCGGUCACACACAACUUCUACUUCUUUCUCUGAUAUUUCGUCUUCUAUAUUAUUUAUAAUACCGUUAGACGCGUUAGGUUAGAGACGUGUUAGCUGCUAAGUAUUAAA